Messenger RNA from Alosa alosa (allis shad), 3379 nucleotides. It is a transcript of the gene osbpl3a, whose product is annotated as oxysterol binding protein-like 3a. The record is from RefSeq and is a predicted model, not a curated record. Lineage: Eukaryota; Metazoa; Chordata; Actinopteri; Clupeiformes; Clupeidae. Gene Ontology annotation, molecular function: cholesterol binding. Gene Ontology annotation, cellular component: intracellular membrane-bounded organelle; plasma membrane; perinuclear endoplasmic reticulum.
CUCGCUCCUCCCCGUAAGCAACCUGCAGAAUCAUACAACACACUUCUGGUAACGUAUAUGGUUAGUGAAACCCCGCUGUCGAAAAAAGAUUUUUUUUUUAUCUAAGUAGUGUAGCUCCACCUCGUCCACAGAUUUUGUACCACUUUUAGGACUAUAGCAUCAGGCUACAUGGAUAACUGAAGAAGUUUGUUGACAGCAGCCUACGUGCCACAGGGACUCAAGUGAUCUCGUUAACAGCUUGACUUUUACCCGAUGCUGUCCCCGGCAAGAUAAAAGCUCCCGUGAGUAACGUAUAGUGAAGGCACGCAACAUCUCCCGAACACCGGAUUCGAAUGGAAAGAGUCCUGUUGUCAUGGUUAAGUUAUCUUAGCCAUGUUUUGGGAGGUGACUUUCAUCAGAAGAGACGGCUGCUGUUGUUGCUACAGUAACAUCGUUACAGAAUGAGCUCUUUGGAACACAGCAUUUCACAGUCCUCAAAGAAGAUGGCACAGACAGGACAGUCAUCACAUAGUGAUGACAGUGACUCAUCCCGGCCCAGCAGCAGACAGGAUAGCUGGGAGGUUGUGGAAGGUUUGCGUGGAAUACUGGGUAACGCACAGGUGCCGGAGCUCCAGGAGGGCUUCCUAUUGAAGAAACGGAAAUGGCCAAUGAAAGGCUGGCACAAGAGGUACUUCCUUUUGGAUAGGGGUAUUCUGAAAUAUGGAAAGACUGGAGCUGAUUUGCAAAAGGGAAAAUAUAGGGGCUGUAUUGAUGUUGGACUGUCGGUAAUGUCAAUCAAGAAAAAGACUAUGUGUAUAGACCUUGACACCGAGGACAGCAUUUAUCAUUUGAAGGUGAAGUCUCGGGAUAUGUUUGAUAACUGGGUGUCCAAACUGCGGCACCAUCGUGUGUUUCGUCAAAAUGAGAUUGCCAUGGACCCCAGUGAGAGACAUCUGCAGUGUGAACCUACCAGCAGCAUGAGGAAUGCCAUUCUCACCAAACAGGCCUCCAUUCAGGCAAUGUCAGGAUUGCUUCAGAGUAAUAAUGACCUUGACCGAUGUUGCCAAGAUCUCACUGAUUGUGAAUCAUGUUUGUUGGAGUUGAAUUUAUUGUUGAAGAACAUGGAGGUCAUGCAGCAUGCUUACUCUGCCCCUGCCAUCAACACACUUCCGGGUGAUGGCUCAAAGAAAGAGAAGAGAGGACAUAAGAAAUGGCGUUCAAAGACCUCUAGUAAAGACAGCAACAGCUCAUUACAAGUUCCCAGUCCCACCCGUCUUCAUGUUUCCAACCCAAACCUGUCAGCCAGUGAGCCUAGCUAUCCCGAAACCUUCCUACAAACUCCUGACUCACCAACCAAUGCUGCCCGGCUGCAGGAGGACUUCUGCAGGCUAGCCAGUACCAUCCAUACCACACUCCUAUCAGCCUUCAGAACACUAUCUGCAGAAAAAAAUCAAAUCAAACUGGUUCUGGAGCAGCAAAACACUGAGGUCGAUGGCCGAAGUCCACCGAAGCACCAGCGAUCUACUGAAAGUCGAGGAUCCCUCUCCGAUUCUCUGUCCGAGUUCUUUGAUGCACGGGAAUACCUGCUGUCCUCCAGCUCCACUGACAAUGAGGUGUCAGAUGAUGAUUCAUUCCUCAGUGACGCCAGUGAUAGUGUUUCUGUGGAUUACUACAACAGUGAGACAAGUAGUGAGCGAGACGACUCAGCAAUGGUGUGCGUCAUGCGGCGGACACGUCUGCCCUGUCGCAGCUCGGACAGCAGCGUGAGUCUCUGGAACAUUCUACGCAACAACAUCGGGAAAGACCUCAGCAAAGUGUCUAUGCCUGUGCAACUGAACGAGCCCAUCAACACACUGCAGCGCCUGUGUGAGGAGAUGGAGUACACGCAGCUACUCGACACGGCUGCGCACACCAACGAUCCUCAUCUACGCAUGGCUCAUGUAGCUGUUUUUGCCAUAUCAGCGUAUGCCUCCACAUUCCACCGUGCCGGAGGGAAACCUUUUAAUCCAGUACUGGGAGAGACGUACGAGUGUGACCGACCUGAUAAGGGCUUCAAAUUCAUAUCAGAACAGGUUAGUCAUCAUCCUCCGGUUUCUGCAUGCCACUGUGAGUCCAAAAACUUCACUGUGUGGCAGGAUGUUCGCUGGAAGAAUAAAUUUUGGGAGUCCAUGGAGAUCGUUCCCAUGGGAACCACUCAUGUGGUGUUGCCAGGGUUUGGCGAUCACUAUGAGUGGAAUAAGGUCACUUCCUGCAUCCAUAACAUCCUGAGUGGGCAACGCUGGAUUGAACACUACGGGGAGAUGUCCAUUAAAAACACUGUUACCAGCGGCAACUCGAGCACUUGCAAGGUCACCUUCAUCAAGGGAAGAGGUGGAACCUCCAAUGUCAAUAACGUGGAAGGCGUGGUCACAGAUGCAGACGGACAUGCCAUUCACUCCUUUUAUGGCAAAUGGAACGAAGCGAUUUACUUGGGAGACCCCUCCUCUGCCACGUGUAUUUGGAGAGCAAACCCGAUGCCUGAGGACUAUGAGCAGUACUAUGGCUUAACUCAGUUUGCAGUUGAGCUCAAUGAGCUGGAUGAAAAAGAGAAGCCUUUAUUGCCUCCAACUGACACACGCUUCCGACCAGACCAGAGGCUUCUGGAGGUGGGUGAUGUGUCGGGAGCAGAGGAGCAGAAGGAGCGCAUCGAGGGGCUACAGCGUGAGAGGAGGAGGGUGCUGCAGGAGAACAACAUCAGCCACCAGCCCAAGUUCUUCAAGCGUUCUGAAGAUGACUUAUGGGUCAGUAACAGGACCUACUGGGACCUGAGGAAAGACCAGGGAUUCAAACAGAUGGAGUUCCCACUACUCUGGUGACCAUGUGGACGCUUGGUCUUAAUCAAAGGGCUUCCUCUGUGUUAUGGUUAAAUAUGGCUUUACUGUCCUUCCCACUCUUAAUGGGCAUUUGGCUUCCUAAGAAGCAAAACUUUUUUCCAAAGUCUGUUGUGGCUGUGUGUGCGCGCGUGUGGGUGUGCGUCUGCAUGUGCGUGUGUGUGUUUGUCUAUGUGUAUGUGACUCUGCACUGAAGUUACCAUUUUUCUACCUUUAUCCAAGGGAAUUGAGUGAUGGUGGUUAGUGUGUCACGUGCGAGCACUCACAGUCUGCCUACAUGCCACCACACUUUGUGCCAAAGAAAACAUUAGGCUACUACUGCUGACAUGCACACACUGUACAUACACAAACACACACUCUCUCUCUCUCUCUCUCUCUCUUUCAACCUCUUUCAACCAGCCCACACCUGCUGCCUUAUCGUUCUUUGUCUCAGAGUAAAGGGAAUAAAAUAAUAAUGAUGAUCAUGGAAAAUAUGGCAAUUGUACUCAUAAUCAUUGUAACAAUAAAUAUGUCUAAAGGGAUUUGUCGAA